Molecule: messenger RNA, 1263 nt
Organism: Acanthamoeba castellanii str. Neff
Lineage: Eukaryota; Discosea; Longamoebia; Acanthamoebidae
Product: kelch repeat protein
Exons: 7
Coding region: 1-1263 (420 amino acids)
Molecular function (GO): protein binding
Source: RefSeq, a predicted model, not a curated record
AUGGACCUGCCGCACGAGGUGCUACUGAAACUCCUGGCGGCCCUCCCCGUGGCUGACCUGGGGCGGGUCGAGCAAACCUGCCGCCUGCUCCGCGCCCUGAGCCACGAGAACCUCGUCUGGCGGGCCAAGGCCCGCGAGCGCUGGUCGUCGGCGCCCCCCUCCGCCUCCGCCGCCACCGGUGUCGUCGGGGCCUUUCGGCGGCCCGUCCACCACCUGCGGAGCUGGCGGCGCUACUUCCACUACAAGACCCUCCUACACUCUCCCGGGGCGUUGGAGUGGCACAAGAUGGAGAGGGAGGAGGAGAGUGUGCAGGCGCGAUGCGCGCACACGGGCUGCGUGGUGGGCGAUCGGGUGUACUUUAUCGGCGGGCAGGACAGCCGCGACCGCCGUCUGGGCGAGAUCCACUGCUACGAUCCACGGCACAACAAGUGGGAAGCGCUGGAGGUGCCGCAGGUGCCCAACUUUGCGCGCCACCAGGCGGUGGCUGUCGACGAUCGGAUCUUCUGCUUCGGCGGCUACGACCUCGAGCGCUUCUACGAACUCGCCAUGUUCGUCCCCGCGACGGGGAGCUGGACGUAUCCGGAGGUGACGGGCGACCGGCCGCCGCCUCGGUCGAACCACGCGAGCGCGGUGAUCGGCACCCGGUUCUACAUUUUCGGCGGAUCCGUAGGCGACAACGUCAACCGCUACGAGACCGUCAACGACUUUUACUGCUGCGAUGUCGCCACGUUUCGGUGGACCAAGCUCGAGGCCAAGAACGCGCCGUCGAAUCGGGUGGGCCACAAGAUGAUCGCCGUGUGCGGCAAGAUCUACCUCUUCGGCGGCGGCGUGUGGUCGUCGCAGCACGGGUGGACCGAGCAGUACAAUGAAACCUGGCUCUACAGCCCUGAGGAGAACGAGUGGACGGAGGUGAAGGUGGCGGUGCGGCCGCCCGUGUGCACGUACACCUACAUCUUCUCGUUCGGGACGCACAUCGCCGUCUACGGCGGAGCGAGCAUCACCGGCCACAGCGUGCAGAAGGAGCUCUGGCUCUUUGACACCAUCGCCCAAACGUGGGACAAGAUGGAGGUGGCGGGGGAGGAGGAGCCGUCGUCGCGGAGCAUGGGCAGUUCGGACCGGGUCGGGAACAGCGUGUUCUUCUGGGGCGGCUACAGCGGGGGCGUGCUCCCCUUCGCCAACGACUUCUACCGCCUCGACAUCUCCCGCGCCAUCGACCUCGCCCAGCCGCUCUUCCGCGACACCGACCACCACGGAAGCCCGUGA